Molecule: messenger RNA, 1218 nt
Organism: Cynara cardunculus var. scolymus (artichoke)
Lineage: Eukaryota; Viridiplantae; Streptophyta; Magnoliopsida; Asterales; Asteraceae
Product: GDSL esterase/lipase At5g37690
Exons: 6
Coding region: 25-1101 (358 amino acids)
Molecular function (GO): hydrolase activity, acting on ester bonds
Source: RefSeq, a predicted model, not a curated record
UUUCUUGGAACCAAACAAACAACAAUGGCUACACCUGCCCUGGUUCUAGCAUUUGUCAUAAGUGCAGUCGUCCAUCACACUUCAGCCACCGCUCCUUCGCUCGUUACCUUCAUCUUCGGUGACUCUUUAACAGAAGUGGGCAACAAUAAUUACUUGAGAUACUCUCUUGCUAGAUCAGAUUUUCCAUUCUAUGGUAUUGAUUACAGCAACGGAAAACCCACCGGCCGCUUUAGUAAUGGCAGAACCAUCGGUGAUAUCAUAUCUGAAAAGCUUGGAAUUCCAUCUCCACCGCCUUAUCUUUCUUUAAACCCGACCGACGAUGCGAUCUUGAAAGGGGUUAACUACGCAUCUGGUGGCGCUGGAAUUCUAAAUGACACCGGGCUCUAUUUCAUUCAAAGACUGUCUUUCGAUGAUCAAAUAGAUUACUUUGAGAACACAACAAAGGUGAUCAAGGCGAAAGUUGGAGAACAAGCUGCAAACAAGCUUUUAAAUGAUGCCAUCUACUUCAUUGGAAUGGGCAGCAACGAUUACGUCAACAAUUUCUUGCAGCCAUUCCUACCCGAUGGUCAACAAUACACCCACGACGAAUUUCUAGCCCUUCUUCACUUGAAGUUAGCAGAACAGUUUACGAGGCUUUACGUGCUCGGGGCGCGAAAGAUGAUUUUUCAUGGACUUGGACCGCUUGGAUGCAUUCCUUCACAGCGAGCAAAAUCAACAACGAAUCAAUGUUUACAUCAAGUAAACGAAUGGGUGCUUGAAUUCAACUCGAAAGUGAAGAAAUUGGUAAACGUUCUCAACUACAGGCUCAAAAACGUGCAACUUACUUUCGCGGACACUUACCAAGACGUUCUUGAUUUGAUCAAUGACCCUUCUAAAUAUGGUUUCAAGGUAUCGGAUACAUCGUGCUGCAGGGUGGACACGGCGGUAGGAGGAUUGUGUUUAUCGUAUGCACACGUGUGCACCAAUCGAAAAGAGUACGUGUUCUGGGACGCUUUUCAUCCAUCCGAUGCUGCGAACGCGAUUUUAGCCGAUCGUUUCUUUGCGAAACUAUUCCCUGUAGCAGCUGGAGCUGCCCAAAAUGGUUCUGCACCCAAACAUUGAAGGCUAGCUAGUACAAAAGUAAUAUAUCAUGUUACAAUUAUGCACGAUGUUAAUUUGGUGCUUGUUUUAAAUUAAGGAGAGGUCUUAUAUAUUAAUUAAUUUAGUGGGAUAUAUAAC